Urocitellus parryii (Arctic ground squirrel) is the source of this 1843-nucleotide messenger RNA. It is a transcript of the gene Prkaa2, whose product is annotated as protein kinase AMP-activated catalytic subunit alpha 2. NCBI's taxonomy places the organism in Eukaryota, Metazoa, Chordata, Mammalia, Rodentia, Sciuridae. Gene Ontology annotation, molecular function: ATP binding; AMP-activated protein kinase activity. Gene Ontology annotation, cellular component: cytoplasm. The record is from RefSeq and is a predicted model, not a curated record. Gene Ontology annotation, biological process: protein phosphorylation; intracellular signal transduction.
CGCGCCCGCGGCCCGCCCCCGUCCCGCUGCACUGUGGGUAGGCGGUGGCGGCGUCCGCGCGGAGGCCGGGCGGCGAAGCGAGGCCGCGCGCCGAAGAUGGCUGAGAAGCAGAAGCACGACGGGCGGGUGAAGAUCGGGCACUACGUGCUGGGGGACACGCUGGGCGUCGGCACCUUCGGCAAAGUGAAGAUUGGAGAACAUCAAUUGACAGGCCAUAAAGUGGCAGUUAAAAUCUUAAAUAGACAGAAGAUUCGCAGUUUAGAUGUUGUUGGAAAAAUAAAACGAGAAAUUCAAAAUCUAAAACUCUUCCGUCAUCCUCAUAUUAUCAAACUAUACCAGGUGAUCAGCACUCCAACAGAUUUUUUUAUGGUAAUGGAAUAUGUGUCUGGAGGUGAAUUAUUUGAUUACAUCUGUAAACAUGGUCGGGUUGAAGAGAUGGAAGCUAGGCGGCUGUUUCAGCAGAUUCUGUCGGCAGUGGAUUAUUGUCACAGGCAUAUGGUUGUUCAUCGAGACCUGAAACCAGAGAAUGUGCUAUUGGAUGCACAUAUGAACGCCAAGAUAGCUGAUUUUGGAUUAUCCAACAUGAUGUCAGAUGGUGAAUUUCUACGAACUAGUUGUGGAUCUCCAAAUUAUGCAGCACCUGAAGUCAUCUCAGGCAGAUUGUAUGCAGGUCCUGAAGUUGAUAUCUGGAGCUGUGGUGUUAUCUUGUAUGCUCUUCUUUGUGGCACCCUCCCAUUUGAUGAUGAGCAUGUACCUACAUUGUUUAAGAAGAUCCGAGGGGGCGUGUUUUAUAUUCCAGAGUAUCUUAAUCGUUCUGUUGCUACUCUGCUGAUGCACAUGCUGCAGGUUGACCCCCUGAAACGAGCAACUAUCAAAGACAUAAGAGAGCAUGAAUGGUUUAAACAAGAUUUGCCCAAUUACUUAUUUCCUGAAGACCCCUCUUAUGAUGCUAAUGUUAUUGAUGAUGAGGCUGUGAAAGAAGUAUGUGAAAAAUUUGAGUGUACAGAAUCAGAAGUAAUGAACAGUUUAUAUAGUGGUGACCCUCAAGACCAGCUUGCAGUGGCAUAUCAUCUUAUCAUUGACAAUCGGAGAAUAAUGAACCAAGCCAGUGAGUUCUACCUCGCCUCUAGCCCUCCAACUGGUUCUUUUAUGGAUGAUAGUGCCAUGCAUAUUCCCCCAGGCCUGAAACCUCAUCCAGAAAGAAUGCCACCUCUUAUAGCAGACAGUCCCAAAGCAAGAUGUCCAUUGGAUGCACUGAAUACGACUAAGCCCAAGUCUUUAGCUGUGAAAAAAGCUAAGUGGCAUCUUGGAAUCAGAAGCCAGAGCAAACCUUAUGACAUUAUGGCUGAAGUUUACCGGGCUAUGAAGCAGCUGGAUUUUGAAUGGAAGGUAGUGAAUGCAUACCAUCUUCGUGUAAGAAGAAAAAAUCCAGUGACUGGCAAUUAUGUGAAAAUGAGCUUACAGCUUUACCUGGUUGAUAAUAGGAGCUAUCUUUUGGAUUUUAAAAGCAUUGAUGAUGAGAUGGUGGAGCAGAGAUCUGGUUCCUCAACACCUCAGCGUUCCUGUUCUGCUGCUGGCUUACACAGACCAAGAUCCAGCUUUGAUUCUACGACUAUAGAAAGCCAUUCWCUUUCUGGCUCUCUCACUGGCUCUUUGACCGGAAGCACAUUGUCUUCAGUUUCCCCUCGCCUGGGCAGUCACACCAUGGAUUUUUUUGAAAUGUGUGCCAGUCUGAUCACUACUUUAGCCCGUUGAUGAUCUCCCUGAUUUUUAUCUUUCUGUUACUGCACUGUGAAAAUCAGAUACAUUCUUUAAAUUAUUAUCUUCUGGAUAUCACACUUCG